CAAAUCAAAUAACAAACAUGGCGCUUCGUAAUGCCAGCAUGUGUUUAUGUCGAAGCACAAGUAAUUUUGCGCGAUCCUCAAGACUAGUUAGUUCCUUUUCAAAGUUUGAUGCCGCGCGAUGGAAGAAGACACUUCAGACGAACUCUUUCGCUUGUUUUUAUGGCGGUCACACUCAAACUAUCGCUAGGUAUUCCGUCUCUUCCACCUCCGGUAGCGGACCCGGCUUGGCAGACUCGGUUUUAAAGCAGAAAAUCGCCAGUGAAAAAGGGUCAAAAGAAAGCGCAAAUGUGCCACCAGAUGAUCAAGAGAAAAAGAAGUCGGAUGAGUUCUCCAAAAGGGCAAUGAAAUACACUUUUAUUGCCUUCGGAGCUAUGUUCACCGGCACGGCAGGUUUCCUAAUCCUCGAGUGGGGUAAACAGCCCGUAGAUGCAGAUGGAAACAAAAUUGAAGACGAAUUUAGUCACAUGCCAAGCUGGAAAGCCCAUAUUUACAGGGCGUACCGUGAAGUUGCCAACUACAACAAGAUGAUCAAAGAUCCAUCACGCGAAAAGUUACUCCCGGAUCCACUCACGGAGCCUUAUUACCAACCUCCUUACACGCUGGUCCUCGAGAUGACGGGCAUACUAGUGCAUCCCGAUUGGACGUACCAGACAGGAUGGCGCUUCAAGAAACGGCCUGGUGUCAACUUCUUUCUGCAACAAGUUGGACCUCCCCUUUUUGAAGUCGUCAUCUACACUUCGGAACAGGGUUUCACGGCUUACCCAAUCUUAGACACACUGGAUCCCCAGGGUUACAUCAUGUAUCGCCUCUUCCGCGACGCCACUCGCUACAUGGACGGACACCACGUCAAGGACCUCUCUUGUCUGAACCGCGACCUGUCCAAGGUGAUCCUCGUCGACUGGAACAAGGACUCCUUCAGGCUCAACCCGUCCAAUGCUCUACGGUUGAAGAAGUGGGAAGGGAACGACGAUGACCGUACGCUCGUAGAUCUAGCAGUGUUCCUCCGAACCGUCGCCACGAGCAACGUGGAGGAUGUUCGGACGGUUCUGGAGUAUUACAGCGAGUUCGACGAUCCUCUAGAAGCUUUCAGGGAAAACCAGAGGAAACUAGAGGAGGAAAGGCAACGAAUGGACCAAGUGCAACAGGCAACUCAAGACAGAAGUACGCUUGCGAAACCCUGGUCCGAGAGGCUCUGGAGACGCCGCUAGUCAAACUCGUAAUCUCCAUGUUUGUAAAAUAGAUGAAGUAAAAGUCUUUUUCCAAAUUAAAA
Messenger RNA from Ornithodoros turicata, 1270 nucleotides. Its product is annotated as mitochondrial import inner membrane translocase subunit TIM50-like. The record is from RefSeq and is a predicted model, not a curated record. The coding region runs from base 18 to 1208 and encodes 396 amino acids. The transcript has 10 exons. NCBI's taxonomy places the organism in Eukaryota, Metazoa, Arthropoda, Arachnida, Ixodida, Argasidae. Gene Ontology annotation, biological process: protein import into mitochondrial matrix. Gene Ontology annotation, cellular component: TIM23 mitochondrial import inner membrane translocase complex.